This is a messenger RNA of Trichoderma citrinoviride, 1239 nucleotides long. RefSeq lists its product as hypothetical. The transcript is spliced from 2 exons. The record is from RefSeq and is a predicted model, not a curated record. The coding region runs from base 1 to 1239 and encodes 412 amino acids. Lineage: Eukaryota; Fungi; Ascomycota; Sordariomycetes; Hypocreales; Hypocreaceae.
AUGGCGCGCCAAAAGGCCCAGACUUCGGCUCAGCGACAAGCAAAGGCAUCUGGACGAGCAUCAGCAGACCACGGCGAAACCGAGGAGAUGGCAGUCCCGCAGUUCUUCAACACCACGUUUUCGACUCACCGCGCGUCUCCGCUCUACAUCGGCACGCAAAAGCUGGACCAGGCUCGCCUUGACCGGCUGGCUCACCGGCUGCGUGACACGCUGGUUGGCGAUGUCGUUCGCGGCGUUCAGAUUGGGCUGGAGGCCACGGACACGCCGAUGGGGCAGGUUGGUCCGCUCAAGGCAGUGAACUUUCGCUGGUUUCGGCCAACGGACAUCCUCGGUGAGAGAAACGCAGAGGGCGACGACGAGCAGUCGGAUGAGCAGAACAAGGGGCUCUGGAUUGAGAUGCGGCAUGAGAACGCAGCCUAUGUCGCGCUUUUAUUGCCCGGACUGUCGCAAUCAGAAAGGGGAUCCAACAUACCAACCGCCAGACAAUUUCUUCACCUACCUCUACUCCUCCUCCGAAUGCCCCAGCCUCUCAAGGCAGUCAUCGGCGAAUGGCUAUCAACAACAUUUGACUGUCGUGUCACCAAGCUCAAUCUGGGCACUCGAACACUGGUCAAUAUCCUAGAGGGCUGGAUCCAAGAGACUGGACUGCCCGGAGCCGACUCGGACCUCGUGCUGACUCUUGCAUUCAACGCUCCAGUGACAGACAGAGGCCGAGAAGCUGCACUUCCUUUAAGCGGGGACACUGGGGAUGACGACGGAGAGGAGGAUAAAGUAGCCGAACCAGGAUUGAGGAGCAUGGAAAUCAGCGUCUCGGCCUCGGAUCUGAGGCGCUUCCUACGAGCUGGAAAAGCUUUGCAAAAGUCCAAGCGGACAGCUUCGAAAACGGCUUCGACUCCAUCUUCCAAUCAGCCUUCAUGGGAGCAUGAUAACAGAGAGCGGCGCAGGCUCGCUGGCCCGCACAUCGAUGAUGGGUGGGGUUGGCUGAAGAACAAGGAGGGACCCGCGUAUCCCCUGAUGGAAGCUUUGGCACAUCAUCUGGAUCACCACAUGGCGCUGAAUCUAUUCCACCCGGGCGUCCGAGUCACCCAGGUCUCAUGCGGCGGCUUCGUCCUCUCACAGUCUCGGAUCAAGAUUGUGAAAACGGCAGACGCGACUGAGGACCUGUCCAAGGCAGCUUGGAUGUUUAUUACGCUUUUGGGAGAAAGAGUGCAGAGCGACGGAAUGUCAUUGGUGACGUGA